Messenger RNA from Sus scrofa (pig), 1521 nucleotides. NCBI's taxonomy places the organism in Eukaryota, Metazoa, Chordata, Mammalia, Artiodactyla, Suidae. The record is from RefSeq and is a predicted model, not a curated record.
AUGGUGCAAUGGGACCAGUGGCGUCUCGGCAGCACCAGGUCACAGGUGUGCAGAUGGAGAGCUAUGCUUAACAGUUGCCACCAGGACCCGCAUGUGCACCUGAACUUGAUGAGACAACAUAAGCUGAUGGAUCUGGACGCUGCCAGUGACCAUGAAAACCGGGAGGCAGAUGCACUCAGUCUCCGGCUGAAAGCUCAGCAACUGGUAACUACGACAGCUCACAUCUCUCCUUCCUCUGAGACCCGUCAACGCUUCAAAAAAGUGGGCUUUCCUCCGGGGGCCUGCAGCCUCGCUGUCUGGUCCCCUUCCCCUGAGAACACCAGUGGGAUUAGCCUGGACUCCGCCCUAAGGGCCUCCUUUGACCCAGUGUCCUCCUUAAAGGCCCUUCUCAAGCACAGUCACAUUCUCAGGUGGCUUCAACAUAUGAAUUGGAGUGUGGGCCAUAACAGGGCGCUGGGGGAGUCUCCAGAUGCCCGCUCUUUUCUUGACGUUCCUCCUGUCCAGAGGCAGGCCUGUUUCUCCUUCUCCGUGAUCUUGAGCAGCUGUGAUGGCCUUGGCCAACAGAACACAGUGAAGUCCUGGCUGCUGAGACUAUGGUACACGGCCCAGGACUAUCAGCCCCACCCAAGGCUCCUGCAUCAGAAGCAGCAUUUGAACAAAAUCUCCGGGCUGGGGUUUGUAAAAGUUGUCAAGAAUAAGGCCUACUUCAAAAAAAAGAAGAAGAAGAAGAAGAAGAAGAAAAAGGGUGAAAGUGACGAUUCUGCUCAGAAACGAGUGGUCAACGACAAAGGUAAGUACCAUGCUCCCAAACACAGGAUGCUCGUUCACGGAACCAAGAGAGACAUCAUUUGUCAGACAGGAGAUCAGAUCAUUUGCGCAGCCCAGGCUCACAAACUCCCAAAGUACGGUGUGAAGUUUGGCCGGAGAAGUUAUGCGGCAGCAUGUUGGGCUGGCCUGCUGCUGGCCCGCAGGCUUCUCCGCAGGCUCCUCCGUAGGCUCGGUGUGGACAGGAUUUAUGAAGGCCAGGACGAGGUGACAGAUGAACACGAUGUGGAGGGCAUCACUGGUCAGCCUGGCGCCUUCCCCUGUUACCUGGAGGCAAAGGUUGCCAGGACGCCUGCUGGAAAGCAAGUUUUGGGGGUCCCGAGGGCAGCUGUCCAUGGAGGCUUGCCUGCCCAUCACAGUCCCAAGGGAUGCCCUGGUUAUGAUUCCAAAGGCAAGGAGGUCAAUGCUGAGGUGCACGGCGUGGGCCGGGAGGUUGGGGAUUACAUGCGCCACCUGUCUGAGGAAGACGAAGAUGCCUACGAGAAACGAUUCUCUGCGUACAUGAAGACACGGAGGAGAGGAAUACGAGAGCUCAAGCUGCCAUUCAAGAGAGUCCAGCUGGGGGAGGAAGCUAAGAAAGACGUGAAAAAGAAGAGGUGGCAUUGUCCCCAGAUGCUGCUUGCCCGGAAGAAAGAUCUGGAAGCUCAGAAGAAAGCAAGCUUCCUCAGAGUUCAGGGAUGGGCUGCCGAGAGUUAA